Messenger RNA from Malus domestica (apple), 1323 nucleotides. RefSeq lists its product as uncharacterized. Gene Ontology annotation, biological process: mRNA splicing, via spliceosome. The record is from RefSeq and is a predicted model, not a curated record. NCBI's taxonomy places the organism in Eukaryota, Viridiplantae, Streptophyta, Magnoliopsida, Rosales, Rosaceae.
UAGAGGGAAAUAUCUCCCUCUCCGUUUCCCUCUCGCUCACUUUCCCUCUCCUUCCUCUCUCUCUCUCUGUCUGGAAUUGCCUCCGACAAAAGCUCCGAAACCCUAAUCUUACAAUGCGUGUUCUUCUUCCCUAAGAAUCUAAUCCCUCUUUAUUUUUCUUAUAACUUUUGAGUCCUUUUUUGGUGAAUUUGGAGCUCCUUUUUUUUGUGUGUAUAAGGCGAUGGUUGAGGGGUUUGUCCGGGAGAAAUUCGUAGAGCUAUUAUGUCGUAUAGCGCGCUGAGAAUUGACGAUGAUGAUUUUAUCCCAGUUGGGCGGUCGUCGAUCGAACGGCCUCGCCUCUCCAAUUCUCUGCCGUUUGUGCCGUUGCUACUCGUCGAUGGCUUCUCCCGCAAGAGCUUGUCGUACUCCGCGCUUCCUCAGGAGCCUCUCCGGCUCUCCGUUCUCAAAUUGGAUGGCUCUUGCUUCGAUAUUCAAGUUUCCAUGACAGCCACUAUUUUGGAAUUAAAGCAGGCAGUCGAGGCCGUUUUCAGUCACAUGCCACAGAAGGGACCAGGAAAAAUUUCAUGGCCACAUGUGUGGGGUCAUUUCUGCUUGUGCUACGAUAAUCAGAAGCUACUUGUUGAAACUGAUCAUAUCAAACUUUAUGGCAUCAAAGACGGUGAUCAGCUGCAUUUUGUCCGGCAUGUUUCAAUCAACUACAGCAUGACAAAGAGCCAAUCGUCAAAGAAAGGGUUCCUUGCUUUAAAACAAAACACAACGUCAAUGUUGCGAUCAUUGAGCUUUCAAGAGGAAGACCCGACUGACAUUGAGAAAGAAGAGAAUGGCAAAGACGUAGAACAGAAUGACGAGGUAUGUUAUGAUUCUGAUCACAUCAAGAAUCCAAAGUACCCGCAUUGCGAUGACGAAGUUUCUAUCGAACACAAUGAGAGCAGGCUGCCCUUCUUAUUGGGAGAAUGGUUUCCAUACUCCAAACUGUCAGCUGUAGGAACAACAUCUAAAAGAACUUGGGCGCCAAGCAUAGCCAGUGGGUUGUUGCUUGGGUUUAGGAAGAUAUUUGUGCUUUGUUUCGAGAAACGCGAUAAACGGUCUAGUCGAAGGGAUACUUGGAGAACAGAUUAGCGCUACAGUAUGGUUUCUAUCCCUACGGGCCUAAAUUGAUUAGAUAGUAUGAUUAAAAUUACAUUAGGCCUUACACUCUACAGUCAUUUGCCCGCUUAUAUAAAUUUCAUUUUCUACUGCUCCCAUUCUCAUCACCUGAAAAGUGUAGCUGUAAAGGUUUUGGAGCCAAGUCAAUGUACAUAUAGGAGGGAUUUUCUUUUCAAA